Molecule: messenger RNA, 1587 nt
Organism: Lolium rigidum
Lineage: Eukaryota; Viridiplantae; Streptophyta; Magnoliopsida; Poales; Poaceae
Exons: 4
Coding region: 872-1456 (194 amino acids)
Source: RefSeq, a predicted model, not a curated record
GAGCAGAGGGCCGUCGACAGAUCCUGGUGGCGAGCAGGAGGCAAGGCGGUGGCGGCGAGGUCUCGCCGGAGGGUCGUGCAGGGGCUUGGUCGGUGGAUGCUCUGGCAGGGAACCUCUCUAUUCCCCUUUUUCUAGAUUUCCAUUUUUUUCUUUGCUUCAAAUAUUUUGACUUUUUUAAUUGGGCUGACAGGAAGAACCCAGUCCACAUCUGCAAAUUGGUUCUGAUAAGUAGGACCCAGCUGUCAGUUUCUGUGUCAAUUCAGAAUCAAUGUACAAUUAGUGCUUUUUUUGCAAAAAUCUAGUCAAAAUGCGGUAGUUUUUCUCCCGAAACACAAACUGGUACCAAAAUCGACAUUUAGCAGGAAAUGUGAUGGUUCUGUGCUAACAACUCGACAUAGUAGUAGUUAGAUGCGUUACAUCACUUUGCUAGAAAUGGAGGAGGCCACAUCACUCUGGAGAAGGAAAUAAAAGAACGUAAUUCAUUGCAUUUUGGAUUUAAAGUACCUCUUUCCCUUUUAUAGAAGUGCAGAGCCGCUUCACACCUCUCAUGCUGGCUCAUGCGCAAUAUUAUAAAUAGUUUAUAUCCCGUAAGGCUUAAUUUCCCCGGAAAGCUAUUCAGCCUAGCUAACCUAUAUUUAAGUACUGUAGCUCACAUGUCUUUGUCUCUCAAUAUUUUUAGUGCACCGGUCAGACCACCAAUACUGUAAGUACUCUUUUACCAAAAUUGUAUACUGUUGUUAAUAUAUGCAUAUUGAUUUAUUCAAUGUUUUUGACCUUGGGAAACUCCUGUUUUGUCAUGCUAGACAUGUGUGAUGGCGCUUGAGGCAGAUCGAGGCAACGCCGCUGUCGGUGGCAGCGGCACCGGCACGAGAUGCUGCAGCACACAGUGCAAGCAGGAGCGCAUCAGCAACAACAACCAGCAGCACGACAACCUGUAGUUGCAGGUGGCCCAAAUUCAGAAGUCGAGUCCAAGUGUUGGGCCAAGAUGUGGAAGGUGCAGGUUCCCUCUAAACUGAAAGUUCUCUUAUGCCGUUUGGCAGAACAAUCUCUACCGACAGCUGAUCUUCUCCAUCAUCGUAAUAUGGCUACAACACCAACGUCCAUUUUGUGUGGAGCCUUUGAUUCUUGGAAGCACUCUUUGCUGGAGUGUGCUAUGAUUUCACCAAGGUACUGCUCACAAUUUGGGCAAUUUAGAUGGCCCGACGCAAAGCGUAUAGUUAUGAAACCUACUCAACCCGUGGCAAGAGGGUCGAGGAGCUGGCUGGAUCCACCUUCUGGCUUCUACAAGAUCACCGUCGAUGGAGCUAUGCCGUGUACAAGCAAUCAAGGCAUGGUUGGCGCUAUCUGUCAAAACCAACAAGGCAUAUUCAUGGGUGCAGCAACCGUUUUUCCUGGCAUUUCAGACCCAAAUGUUCUUAAAACUUUGGCUUGUAGUGAGGCUCUAGCUCUGGCCUAGGACUUGGACGUGUGUCAGGUCAGCCUUACCUCAGACUGUCAAGGAGCUAUUAGAGAUCUAGUAGAUGCUUCUGUAGGUUAAUGCAUCUGUUAUUCGAGAGAUCUAUGAUUAUUCACCCUUUGCAGCUGUUC